AUGUUUGAUUUCUUCUGUAAAAAGCUGUACAGUAGUAUCACAGGUAACAGAAGAAGAUGUGAGAAUAAGAUGAAAUUUGGAAGUACAGUCAUAUUUCAUGUCGGAGCAUUUCGUCGAGCAAUACCCGUAAUGCCAAUGAUACUUUCUGGACUAUGUUGUCUCCUGAAUAUUUUUAUUCCCGGUUCCGGUACUUUGUUAUGCAGUUUCAGCGUCCUCUGUUGUGCAAAAAUUGAAAACUGUUCUAAACUGUAUUCUUUUUCGAUGAAUCUGUUGGCCGCACUGAUACAGUUCGUCACAUUUCCACUGGUUGUCGGUUGUGUUUGGUCUGUUUAUUGGGGUGUUCUUUUCAUCAUGAAAACCCGUGAGUUCCAAUAA
Molecule: messenger RNA, 375 nt
Organism: Enterobius vermicularis (human pinworm)
Lineage: Eukaryota; Metazoa; Nematoda; Chromadorea; Rhabditida; Oxyuridae
Source: the annotation of a GenBank genome assembly